Molecule: messenger RNA, 5519 nt
Organism: Colossoma macropomum (tambaqui)
Lineage: Eukaryota; Metazoa; Chordata; Actinopteri; Characiformes; Serrasalmidae
Gene: cntn5
Product: contactin 5
Exons: 24
Coding region: 454-3726 (1090 amino acids)
Biological process (GO): cell-cell adhesion; brain development
Molecular function (GO): cell-cell adhesion mediator activity
Source: RefSeq, a predicted model, not a curated record
CAGCGAGAGAGACAAGACGACGAGGAGAGGAGCGGAGAGAGGAGCGCAGAGAGGAGCUGACAGAACGGACGAGCUACGUUACCUCGUGCCAGACGGGGGGAAAAGGGUCGCGUAAAAGGCGGGGGGCAGGUGAAGUCACCGCUACAUCAGGACCAAAAAAAAAGCAGAAAACAGCGACGCCUCGUCUGAGAGGAACUGAACGGACGACGUGCUGCUCACUGUUAACGGCUGCUCGUCCUGUUCACGCUCAGCGGCAGAUCCACUGGAUUUCCAGCGCCUUUAGCCCGCCUGCGCCUCUCCAUGCUCUCCGUUUGUGACUUUCCACAACCAGACAGUCUGUGAAGGCUGAAAAACACCCUUCCCGCGAUUCUGAGCCGCUCUGCUUUCGGCAGCGCUUUAAUGAAGAAACAGACCUGCUAACAAUCUUUCGGAAGGGGACCCUUCAGAACAAGUAUGGGGUCACCAUGGAAACCACUUCUCCUGCUGUCAAUUAUCAGUGGCCUGGCAGAGCUUGCCAGAUCGGUUGCCGGCAGGCCCGUGUCAUACGCGGCUGUGUUGCGGAUGAAGCCAGAUAGCUCCUCCUCCUCGCUGCUGAGGCCACGCUUGAGGCCCAGGCAGGACCACAGCUCCUUCAGCCAGGACUGGUCUCCGUUCUCCAGGCAGAGGCUGUCGGCCCUCAGCUCUCAGGAGGACUACCGCAGCGAAGAAAGCGAAGAGUUUGGGCCAGUGUUCAUUCAGGAGCCCGAUGACGCCAUCUUUGCCCUGGACUCAGAGGAUAAGAAAGUCAUGAUGAGCUGUGAAGCCAGAGGAAACCCUGCUCCCUCCUACAGUUGGCUGAUCAAUGGAACAGAUGUGGAUGUAGAGGCGGAUUUCCGCUACAGUUUGAUUGACGGGAACUUGAUAAUAAACAACGCCAGCGAAGCCAUCGAUUUUGGGAAGUACCAGUGCAGAGCGGAAAACAGCGUCGGAGCUGUCCUGAGUCGAGAAGCCCUCCUGCAGUUCGCCUAUCUGGGUGUUUUCAGCACUCGAGCGAGAGGAGGUGUGUCGGUGAGAGAAGGCCAGGGAGUAGUGCUUAUGUGUACCCCUCCUCCACAUUCACCAGAGAUCAUCUACAGCUGGGUGUUCAACGAGUUCCCCUCGUUCGUGGCGGAGGACAGCCGGCGCUUCAUCUCGCAGGAGACGGGCAAUCUGUACAUCUCCAAAGUGCAGCCCUCGGACGUAGGCAGCUACAUCUGCCUGGUGAAGAACACCGUGACCAACGCCAGGGUCUUGAGCCCGCCGACGCCGCUGACGCUCAAAACAGAUGGUGUGAUGGGGGAGUACGAGCCCAAAAUCGAAGUGCAUUUUCCACCGACGGUCCUGGCUGCGAAAGGAGUGACGGUGCGACUGGAGUGCUUUGCCCUGGGGAACCCUGUUCCGACUAUCACCUGGAGGAAGAUCAACGGAAACAUCCCCAAAAAGGCCCGCCUGCGCAAAUCUCAGGCUGUGUUGGAGAUACCCAACAUUCAGCUGGAGGAUUCAGGGAGCUAUGAGUGCAAGGCAGAGAAUUCACGAGGAGGCACGGCCUUCCGGGGACACCUCCAGGUGUACACCAUGCCCCAGUGGAUCAGUAUGAUAAAUGACUCCCAGCUGGACAGUGGAGAGCAGUUACAGUGGGAGUGCAGAGCCACAGGGAAGCCCAGGCCCACCUACCGCUGGCUGCGCAACGGCGAACCACUGAGCCCACAGAACAGAGUGGAGAUGCUGAACGGCGAGCUGAUCAUCCACAGAGUGCAGCAGGCCGACUCCGGCAUGUACCAGUGCGUCGCCGAGAACAAGUACGGAGCCAUCUACUCCAGCGCCGAGCUCAAAAUACUGGCAUCAGCGCCCAUGUUCAACACUAACACAGUGACCAUCAUCGCAACAAUGGGCAAAGAUAUUUCUCUGGAGUGCAGACCGCGAGCUUCACCCAAGCCCCGGAUAACAUGGAAGAAAGGAGACCGGAGAGUCCAGGCCAACAGGAGAAUUAUGCUGCUCCGCAACAACACACUGCGUAUUGUCAACUCCAGCCGCGCUGACGAGGGGAGCUACGUGUGCCGGGCUGAGAAUCAGUUCGGAUCAGCUGAGAUGACCACCACGCUACUGGUCAAAGAGGCCAUGAAGGUGGAGCUGAGCCCGAAGCGUGUGGAGGUGACCGUGGGGGAGAGCGUGGUGCUCAGCUGCAAGGCCACACACGACCCCUCGCUCGACGUCAACUUCCUCUGGCUUCUCAACAACCAGCCGCUCAACGCCCAGCAAGACGGCGGUCACUUCGAGUACAUCCGAACACAGUCCUCCACGGCAGACCUGAUGAUCAGAAGCAUCCUCCUGAAGCAUGCUGGGAAAUAUGGCUGCCGGGUGCAGACGAGCGCAGACACGGUGCUGGCUGAAGCCGAAUUGCUCGUGAGAGGCCCCCCGGGACCUCCUGGAGUGGUCAUUGUGGAGGAGAUCACGGAUACUACAGCAACGCUCUCGUGGAGCCACGGCGUGGACAACCACAGCCCCAUCACCACCUAUAACCUUCAGGCCCGCAGCCCCUUCUCUUUAGGCUGGCAGACAGUCAAAACAGAUCCAGAGCCCGUGACCGGAGAUAUGGAGUCUGCCAUGGCCGUAGAGCUGAACCCUUGGGUUGAAUACGAGUUCCGAGUGGUGGCUACCAAUUCUAUUGGGACAGGAGACCCCAGCACACCAUCUAGGGCUGUCCGGACCAAAGAAGCAGUUCCAUCAGUAGCUCCAGCCAACGUAAGCGGAGGGAACGGGCGCAGACACGAGCUUGUCAUAUCCUGGGAGCCUGUUUCAGAAGAAUUCCAGAAUGGGGAGGGCUUUGGAUACAUUGUGGCGUUCCGAGCCAAUGGGACGCGGGGGUGGAAGGAAAAGAUGGUGACAUCAGCGGAUUCUACCACCUACAAGUACAGGGAUGAGACAUUCCCUCCCCUCACCCCUUUCGAGGUUAAGGUGGGGGUGUACAACAACAAAGGCGAUGGGCCCUUCAGCAAAGUGGUCACUGUGUUUUCCGCAGAAGGAGAGCCCCGGGAAGCCCCCACUGAGGUGAAAGUGUCUGGCAUGUCCUCCUCCGAAAUCAAGGUGACGUGGAAGGCACCCAGCCCUGGCCCUGGAAGACCUGAGGGAUAUGAGGUGAGCUACUGGAAGGACAUGGAACAGGAGGAGUCAGGGAAGAAGAAAAGGACAGUGGGGAAUGAGACAGUCAUUCUGCUGUCCGGCCUGGAUGGAAACACGGCGUAUCUGAUCACAGUCAAAGGCUUCAACAGCAUUGGCCAGGGCCCACCCAGCGCCUCUGUCAGAGCCACCACUAAGAAAAACCCUCCCAGCCAACCACCAAGCAAUGUGAUGUGGAUUCAGGAGGGAAACAAUGUGUCCUUAUCCUGGGAUCCAGUGAAGGCAAUGGAAAACGAGUCUGACGUUAUUGGGUACAAGGUGUUAUUGCGCCAGGAGGGGCGGGGUCACAGCCAGGUAAUGCGGACCCCGAACUCAGCAGCCGUUCUGGUGCUUCCUGAAGGAGGUACAUACAUCAUUGAGGUGCGCGCUGUCAGCGAGGGAGGUGAGGGAGCUGCCAGCUCCCAAAUCAGAGUGCUCACCUCCUCAGGUGUGCGGGCGAAGAGUGGACAGCUUUCUGUGCACAGUCUGCCAUCAAACUUAGCAUGGACUCCUUUACUCCUGGUCCUGAUGGUGCCUUCUGCCCCCUGGUGAGGCUACUGAGCCAUGCCCCACUCCAACCCCCCGCGCCCCCGCCCCCCUCGCGCCCCCGCCCCCUCGUGAAGGGAAUAGACUCUCCCUGCUCCACACAGACUGCCUGCGUCAGCCUGAACCAUCUACAGGACCUGGGGUCUAGCCAAGGGGAAGCUUUCUAUUUCUUUUCCAAACCAGGACUGAUUUCGGAACCGUCUGCAUCCCUUUGGUCAUUUCGUCUAUACAUUUUCUUCCCCUUACUAUUUCCUUUCAAGGUUUCUCUGUUGAAUAUUAUUGUAGUAGUGUGCUGUACAUUGUGCAGUUAUGAAAUUACAAACUGCUGGGCUUCUGUUUUUCAAAAGCAACAGUCUACCAGCCUCCACAGGGCUCCUGGAACAGCGGAUAGAGAGGAGAACAAACUUUUUUUCCCUGUCCCGUAGCUGCUGAGGCAGAGCACUGCCUGGCCUUACACCCCCUAAAGCCCCCUUUUUUUCCAUUCUCCAUCACUUUACCCCUUGGCUGCCUAACAAGCAACGCAGUGAAAGCUCCUUAUGGAUAAGUGCAUUGUUUUCUUAUUGACACAUGAAGUAAGAGAGGAGAGGAAGAAGACGACAACAAAAGAAAAAAAAAAGUUUUUUAUAUAGUGCCGAGAGUCUUACUAUUUCCAGACUUCCUUUUUGUACAUCAUGUUACCUUUAGGGGAACAAAAAGGAGAAAAAGUGGUGUGUAUCAGUCGGCUGUGUCAGGGGUUUUUCAGACCCUGUCCAUAAGUAUCUGGGUAUUCUUAAAACAUAGUUUUUCCCUGCUUUUUUCCCCUCUUGUCCACGAGAAAACAGCAUUUCCAGUCACAGAAAAUGGAAAAGAAAAAACGCUGUCCAGAAAGGAGACUUUUGAAAACUUGAAAACAUUUUCAGUGUUUUUAUGAAUUAUGCUGUUAAAUUUUGCGCGUUUUCAUUUAUUGAGCAUGCAGAACUCUAACAUGUUUACAGCUGAAUUUAGCUUUACUUUACAUUUGCAUGGUAACGCAGUGGCGUUAGAAUGUACUGCAGUCAGUUCAGCUUGAUUGCAAAUCUAAAGAUAUGUGACUACAUGAUAAUUAACCAACAUCAGAUUUAAAUAUAAUUCAAAUAUAAUUCAAACAGAGUUAAAAGCUAAGAAAAACAAGACUGUUCAGGCAGAGAAGCUGAGUGUUUCAGAGGUUUACGAAGAAGGUUUUUCAAGAUUUUAUUUUCUGGCAGAAAUCUGACUUUGAGUCUUUGUGAAAUGUCUAAUUAUGGAGGUCUGACGGCCUGCAACUGAAAGCCUUGCCGCCACUUCAUUGGAAAACCUCUGAGCUCUGUGGUUUACUGUAUAUUUUGUGCAAAGCAGAUGCUCACCGUGUUAUUCUUGAAACAUAUGACAUCAAAUUUUAUGCCCCCUAACAGGGCUGGUAUCCUCAUGUUUUUUACGCCCUCUGUGGAUGGAGAUUUACAAAAAUGUUAGUGUUUGUAAAGAUUUUUUUAAAACGGGGAAAAAACUUUUUAAAAAUAUCCAGAUUAGAGUGGACGAGGCCUUAGUUUGUUAGUUUGUUUUGGUUUCUUUCUUUGUUUUUGUUUAUAUUAUUGUGUGUGUGUGUGAGCGUGUGUGCGCAUGGGUGUGUGUGUGUGUUUUCAGACACACAGGCGAGGCUGCUGGGCUUCUGCGUGAGUGUUUGAGGUAGGCUAGAGGGCUUGGGGCUCACCUGUAGUGCCCAAACACAUCAUUAGACAAAGACAAAGACCACUCUGUGAAGAGUCAUGGUGACAGCUGAAAAUAAAUGUGAUGUAUAUUUUUAA